AGCAGCUCGGCUAAGCUCCGCCAUUGAGGGAGUUACGAUUCCGAGGGAAGGUUCAGGGAGAGAGAGAGGCUCUACAUCGGAACCGCACAGUCUCGUGUUCCCCCUGGGGUGAUAAAAAAAAGGGAUAACAGUCGUAACAGGUACCGGUAACUGUCUCUCGGUACUCUCGUCGCCUUCCUGUGCUCUAUCGCCGUGUGUCUCCGCCACCUCCAAGGGACUAAAUUGGAAGAAGUAAUUGGGGGGCAAAGCGAGGCGAGCUAAGGCUAGCUUUGGCUAGCUGUUCACGGGAGGGAGGGGAGGAGGGGUGGGGGAAGGGGGUGGGUGAUUCUUGUCUACUCUCGUUUGAUGGAUCCGCGAAUCUCCUGGUUCCAACCAGAACAACGUGGACCCGCCAACAACCUGUGGAUGCAGAUCUGGGAGACGACGCAAGGGUUUGGCUAUCUGCAAGUCAACAACAGUUUCGGCAUCCUGAAAGCGAGCCUCAACGCGGCGUCAGGAGCCGUCCUCCUCGCUGCUGGGACCGGGCCGUCAGAGUCGAUCAUGACGAGUCCAACCGGGGACGGCGAGAUCAUGGAGCAGCGGGACUUUUUGCCGCUAGAGACCGGCAACCGCAACCAUCGAGCGACCCCGCCGAGCAGCAGGAGCCCGGCGGACGGGCACCCCAAUAAGCGGAAACGGGACAACAAGGCGAGCACCUUCGGAUUCAACUCCAGUCUCUUGAACGGUAGCCCCGGCACGGAGGGCCGCGACGUGUUCGCGGGCACGCCGUGGAAAAGCAGGAACUACUCGGAAGGGAUCGUUGGGUUACAUGAAGAAAUCAAAGACUUUUACGCAUACAUCUCGCCACGUCCGGAAGAGGAGAAGAUGAGGCUGGAGGUGGUGGACAGAAUUAAAAGCGUCAUCCACAACCUUUGGCCGAGCGCUGAGGUGCAGGUAUUUGGAAGCUUCAGCACGGGUCUCUAUUUGCCAACAAGUGACAUCGACUUGGUGGUAUUUGGAAAGUGGGAGACACUCCCCCUGUGGACACUGGAAGAGGCUCUGCGAAAGAGGAACGUGGCCGACAAGAACUCGAUCAAAGUUCUGGACAAAGCCACAGUACCCAUCAUCAAGCUGACGGACUACUACACGGACGUCAAAGUGGACAUCAGCUUCAAUGUGAAGAGCGGCGUCAAAGCGGCAUGCCUCAUCAAAGAAUUCAAAGAGAAAUACCCCGUGCUGCCUUACCUGGUCUUGGUGCUCAAGCAGUUCCUCCUGCAGAGGGACCUUAAUGAGGUUUUCACCGGCGGAAUCGGCUCCUACAGUCUCUUCCUCAUGGCCGUCAGCUUCCUGCAGCUCCACUACAGGGAGGACGUUUGCAGCCCCAACAUCAACUUCGGCGUGCUGCUCAUCGAGUUUUUUGAGCUCUACGGACGCCAUUUUAACUACUUAAAAACUGGCAUCCGUAUAAAAGACGGCGGCUGCUAUGUGGCCAAAGACGAGGUUCAGAACAUGAUGGACGGCUACAGGCCCUCCAUGCUCUACAUCGAGGAUCCUCUACAGCCAGACAACGACGUUGGCCGCAGCUCCUACGGUGCCAUGCAGGUGAAGCAAGCAUUUGACUACGCCUACGUGGUGCUCAGCCACGCCGUCUCGCCCAUCGCCAAAUACUACCCCAACAAUGACACAGAGAGCGUGCUUGGCCGAAUCAUCCGCGUGACUCAGGAAGUGGACGAGUACAGGGAGUGGAUCCGAAAGAACUGGGGGAGCUCGUCCCAGAAGGAUCUGACGCUUAACCGAAAUGACGUGACACUGUUCGAGUCCCAACAGCUGGACCAGUGCAACAACAAUGUUCCGGACGAGGAGGAUGACGAGGAGGAUGACGUGGUAGUGAUCCUGCCGAGGAGCAAAAACUCAUCGUCCAACUCUUCUUCGUCGCCGUCUCCUUCCCUGCGCUCGUCGCCGUCCUUGUCCCCACUUUCGCCCUCCACCACAUCCUCCAGCUCCAGUGACGGGGACUCGGACGGCACACCAUGCAAGACGGCCAAGCAACAGUCUGGUCGAGCUGCCAGCGCUCACAGAGAAAAGUCAGCCGUGGUGACCAGUCACCGGACGCAAAACCGCACGGCCAGCACUCCACCAGUAGGCAACAAGGGAGGAAAGGCCCGCUCUCAUCACAAGGGCACCCAGCAGAACUCCCCUCGUUCCUCCGGAAACAGCAAAAGUCAACCAAGUAACCGGCCACACCACCAGGGCAACGGUAAAAAGAGGAAAAAUCUGCGUGACUCUGCACCAGAGGAGCUGUGCAGAUAGGGAAGUAGCCUUUAUCACCCCACUCGCCAUGACUCUUUAAAGGAGGAAAAAAAAGGAGAAGAACGAGCAGUUUUCUCUCUGCGAGCCAGCACUCUAUUGUUCUUUUUUUGCCUCGAGCGCCUCCUGAUGUACAGGAGAGGAAUCUUCUCUUUUGGAGCAAUACACCAGAGACUUCUGCUGUUGGGGAAAAAAGUUUCUAUAAAAAGGAAAAAAAAUAGUGGAAACGGCUUCAAAUGUAAAAAAAAAAAAUAUUGUUUUUUUUUGUUGUUUUUUUAAAUGACAGCAUUGAGGUGUAACUUAUGCAUGAUUUUUUUGGGGGGGAUGAUUUUUGUUGUUAUGUCUGAACAGGUCAUAGGACAGUUUGUAGGGAAAAAAAACUCUAAAAAGAAAAAAAUAACAAACUGUUUCAUAGGAUGAUCUUUUUACAAAAAAAAAUUCACCCACAACUUUUUUUUCUUUCACGGGUGUCUCGUUGCCAUGCCAACAUGACCAAUCAUCAUCAUCAUCAGCAUCCUUCUUUUUACUGUCCGUGUUUAACCUUUUUGGUAACUUUUCCCGCACAAACCUACUGAAAAUGCAACACAUGCUGUACAUAAACUAAAUAUACUAAACAAUAAAUACAAAUGGACGAUCAAUUAAACACCGAUUUCACGCCCGCCCCCUGACUACACCGUUCGGGAAACCCUGCCUUAUAGGGUGGAGUUUAAGCGGCAUUUACACAAUUUUAUUGAGAUCUAUAUACAUUAAAAAUGUGUUAGCGAUACAACUGUGGCGACAAAUGUGUAUUUGUUAAAUGUAUUUAUUUUUUUUAUGGAUUAUAUGGCUAUAGUGUAUGGAUAUAUGGAUAAAUAUAUACAAUAUGAGCCCUUUGAGGAGGCUAUAUGUUUAAAUGCUGCGAUGUGGGGGAGGUUUCAUCAGGAACAAUGACAACAAAUAUUUUUUUCUUCCUAAUUAUUAUUGGCAGUUGUGACCAAGUUGACAAGUGUGAGAGACCAUUUUACGAGUCAUGAUAAAUAUCUAUAUAUAUUUUGCUUUAUUGAUUUUAAUGUGGCUGGUCUACUUGGGUGAAAAAAGGGAGGUUACAUUUUGUUGUAUGAAUCGAAAGGAAACAUUUCUCAAACGUUCAAUAAUUUACUAAAACUGUGACUUUUGCCACGAAAAUGUGUUUGGAUGAUCAUUAAAAUACCUCAGUAGCCCCCUCAAAUUCGGGAAAAACUUUUUUAAGACGGCCCACAAUUCAGUUGUCUUUUGUCAUUGCAGUACAACGUGUAACCUAUAGGUGGUGCUAUUACUCCACUGUGAAACCACAACCUUUGGUCUCGUACUGCAUUUAAAUGUUCGACACAAUAUCUGCAACCUACUAUUAAUUAUCAACAAUGAGAAAUAUCCAGUUGUUAUUCAUUACAGCCAGCAAAUACAGACGUCUGUAUUUUUACAUUUUAGAACAUCUUGGCAGCCAUUUUUAAAUACAAUACUAGAUUUAAAUGCAGUACCUAAGCACUUGUGUUGUGGUAUAUGAGGACAUGAUGAUAUGAUUACCUAUGUUCACAAUAGGAGUACGAGAUAAAGUUGAAAAGGGUUGGCCGUGUAAAGUGUGAAUGUCCCGAAGCGAACACAAACCUUCCAGGUCGUCGAGGAAGGUUCCCAACUGUAUCGUCUGCUGCUUUUCACCAAUUUCAUGCAAUAAAAACAAACAACAACAACAAACAA
Molecule: messenger RNA, 3999 nt
Organism: Hippocampus zosterae (dwarf seahorse)
Lineage: Eukaryota; Metazoa; Chordata; Actinopteri; Syngnathiformes; Syngnathidae
Gene: tent4b
Product: terminal nucleotidyltransferase 4B
Exons: 12
Coding region: 346-2289 (647 amino acids)
Biological process (GO): RNA 3'-end processing
Cellular component (GO): nucleolus; TRAMP complex
Molecular function (GO): poly(A) RNA polymerase activity; mRNA binding
Source: RefSeq, a predicted model, not a curated record